AUGUCACCCCAUUCGAUGCGACGGUUCUUGCUGCCUUCGCCAACUACAGCACUGCAGGUUGGACGUUCACGAUCGUGCCGCAGCCAGAAAACUCACCUGACAUGA
Molecule: messenger RNA, 105 nt
Organism: Aphanomyces invadans
Lineage: Eukaryota; Oomycota; Saprolegniomycetes; Saprolegniales; Verrucalvaceae
Exons: 1
Coding region: 1-105 (34 amino acids)
Source: RefSeq, a predicted model, not a curated record